Meriones unguiculatus (Mongolian gerbil) is the source of this 4930-nucleotide messenger RNA. It is a transcript of the gene Idua, whose product is annotated as alpha-L-iduronidase. NCBI's taxonomy places the organism in Eukaryota, Metazoa, Chordata, Mammalia, Rodentia, Muridae. The coding region runs from base 1390 to 3336 and encodes 648 amino acids. Gene Ontology annotation, biological process: carbohydrate metabolic process. The transcript has 16 exons. Gene Ontology annotation, molecular function: L-iduronidase activity. The record is from RefSeq and is a predicted model, not a curated record.
GCUACCUAUCGCGCAGGCUCGCGUGGGCGGGGCCGGACUGGAGAGACAGGCGAGGCCUCCUGAGGGGCGGUACCGUCCUGCUGAAGGCGGGGCCUCUGCGCCAGACUGAGGGGCGCAGUGGCAACAAGCAAUGGGCUAGAUUUCCCACAUAGGGUCUCAGGGUACUGGAUACGAGGCCUUUAUUCGUCAAAGCAAGGGAGAAUCCAUAUGCGAACAUUCAUAGCUAGCUAGGAGCUUCAGCGGGCUCCCACAAGCUGCUUUACUCCGUGGCAAGACUUUCCAGCAUGUUCCAGGGUUUUGAGGACCUGCAUGCAGUGGAAGGACAUCCACAGCAGCCACGGCUUUGUGCUGUCCAGAUAAUGCCCGUGACUUUGGACCUAAGAAUCACGCUUCCCCUAUUGCCAGCAGCCCUCAAAGGCCCCGUGUAGGCUUCCCCUGAUUUGGAGUUGGGGAGACGCUACUGGCAUGAUGGCUCAAGGUGCUCUAGCCGGAUCCCCAGUGGCCAUACAGUGGGGACCUGCAGGGUAAGUGCAUUAGGGAAUGGAAACAGUGGCAAGAGUACUAUCAGGAGAGGCUGACAUCACCAGGGCAGAACGCCUGCAGAAAGAGCCUGGGAUGAACCAGAAACUCUUGAGAUGAAAGCAGGAAAGCCCGCCUCUGAAGGGCUUUGCUUACUCAGGAAAGAAAAUGACACAAGAAUGGCCAAAUGUCAGAGGGAAGACCCGUGGGACACUGGGAGAGCCUUGAUCUUCCAUUGCUUCAGGAUUUCUCCCCAUUCCGGGAAGGCCCAGGGCAUUGGGUUGCAGCAGCUCUUCUGAUACAGUGUCUGAGGCAGACAGACCGCAGACCGAAGGACUAACCGGCCAGAAGCAGUCACUGGCCUGUGGAAAAUCCAGGACCAAAUAUCCAGGAUUGACCUUUGGCUGUCCACUGGAAGUGGCCACUUGGCUUCUGCGGCGUCUCCCACCACGCCUGGCAGCAGCCCAUUUCGGAAAAGGCAUAGAUCUGCUUGACUUUGCCGCCAAAUCCAAUCCUUGGCGCAGUCCGGCAGCGCCAUCUUCUGGUACAGAUCUCCACCUUCACCGCUCAUGACACUCCAUAAUGCCUGAUUUGCUUUUCCGACCGCUUGCCGGCCUCCAAAGAGAUUUUUCCGGGCCCCGCCAAGAAUAAUGAUGCGCUGAGACACCCAAGGCCAGUGUUCUCAAAGCACUGAGCGCCGGAGACGCAGCAGCCAGGGCGGAACUCGCCAGGAAGAGGCGGCGCGUUCUGGGUUCCAUCCUACCCCAGCCUGGUGAGUGGUCACGGUCACGUGGGGCGCUCUCCGGAGACGGAACCAUUGCGACCGACACCUAAAGGCUUGCCGAUCGGGAGCGCCCAGAUACCCUAGCCAUGCGCCCCCCGUGUCCCACCUUCGCUACCCUGACGUUUCUAGCUGCGGUCCUGGCCGCGCCACUGUCGCAGGCUGAGACUCCGUACCUGGUGCGUGUGGACGCGGCCCGCCCUCUCAGGCCUCUGCUGCCUUUCUGGAGGAGCACCGGCUUCUGCCCCCCACUGCCUCACGACCACGCUGACCAGUACGACCUUAGUUGGGACCAGCAACUGAACCUUGCCUACAUAGGUGCUGUCCCUCACAGCGGCAUUGAACAGGUCCGGAUACACUGGCUGCUGGACCUCAUCACAGCCAGGAAGUCAUCUGGGCAGGGACUGCUAUACAACUUCACCCACUUGGAUGCAUUCCUGGACCUCCUCAUGGAGAACCAACUCCUCCCGGGCUUUGAGCUCAUGGGCAGCCCUUCUGGCCACUUCACAGACUUCGAGGACAAGCAGCAGGUGUUUGAAUGGAAGGACCUGGUUUCUUUCUUGGCCAGCAGAUACAUCGGUAGGUACGGCCUGACACAUGUUUCCAAGUGGAACUUUGAGACCUGGAAUGAACCAGACCACCAUGACUUUGACAACGUGUCCAUGACCACACAAGACCCUCUUGCCCUAGGCUUCCUCAAUUACUAUGACGCCUGCUCUGAGGGCCUGCGCACUGCCAGCCCCACUUUGAGGUUGGGUGGCCCUGGGGAUUCCUUCCACCCUCUGCCAAGGUCACCACUGUGCUGGAGCCUCCUGGGUCACUGUGCCAAUGGAACCAACUUCUUCACCGGUGAGGUGGGCGUGCGUCUGGAUUACAUCUCCCUGCACAAGAAGGGUGCAGGCAGCUCCAUCGCCAUCUUGGAGCAGGAGGUGGCAGUUGUGGAGCAGAUCCAGCAGCUCUUCCCCGAGUUCAAGGACACCCCUAUCUACAAUGAUGAGGCGGACCCUCUGGUGGGCUGGUCACUGCCGCAGCCUUGGAGAGCUGAUGUGACUUACGCAGCGCUGGUGGUGAAGGUCAUCGCACAGCACCAGAACCUGCUCUUUGCGAAUGGCAGCUCCUCCAUGCGCUAUGUGCUCCUGAGCAAUGACAAUGCCUUCUUGAGUUACCAUCCGCACCCUUUCUCCCAGCGCACGCUGACGGCCCGCUUCCAGGUCAACAAUACUCGCCCGCCCCAUGUGCAGUUACUGCGCAAGCCAGUCCUCACAGCGAUGGGGUUGAUGGCCCUGCUGGAUGGAGAGCAACUCUGGGCUGAGGUGUCACAGGCUGGCGCUGUGUUGGACAGCAACCACACCGUGGGUGUCCUGGCCAGCACCCAUCAUGCCGCCGGCUCUCCCGAGGCCUGGAGUAGCACAGUUCUGAUCUAUGCUAGUGAUGACACCCGUGCACACCCCAACCACAGUGUCCCCGUGACUCUUCGCCUGCGUGGGGUGCCGCCUGGCUUGGGGCUUGUCUACGUAGUGCGCUACCUAGACAAUCAGCUCUGCAGCCCCUACGGUGAGUGGCUGCGCAUGGGCCAGCCAGCCUUCCCGUCUGCGGAACAGUUCAGACAGAUGCGCGUGGUGGAGGACCCAGUGGCUGAGGCACCACGCCCUUUCCCUGCUGGGGGCCACCUGACCCUACAACGGAAGCUUCCGUUGCCAUCACUCCUGCUGGUGCAUGUGUGCGCGCGACCCUUGAAGCCACCAGGGCAGGUCAGCCGGCUUCGCGCACUGCCCUUGACACGUGGGCAGCUGGUUCUGGUCUGGUCAGAUGAGCAUGUGGGCUCCAGGUGCCUAUGGACAUAUGAGAUCCAGUUCUCCCAGAAGGGGGAAGCGUAUGUUCCGAUCAGCAGAAGGCCGUCUACUUUUAACCUCUUUGUGUAUAGCCCAGACACAGCUGUGGUCUCUGGCUCCUACCGAGUACGAGCAUUGGACUACUGGGCCCGGCCAGGUCCCUUCUCAGACCCCGUGACUUACCUGGAUGUCCCUGCCUCAUGAGAACCACUGGCUCCUGAUGACUGGUGACAGAACUGCAGCCACACAGACCCAUUCUCAAACCAUUGUGUGUGUUUUUUUUAAAACAAAACAACAAUAAAAAAAAAAUCCCAGUUGUUUGAUUUUACCAAUGAAUACUCAAGAGCUGGAUGCUGGGGUGAAACCUAUUAGCUCAGAGAGGUAGAGAAAGCACCCAGCUGACCUUCCUACUCAUUUCACUUUCCAGAAGGAAAAAGACAAAAGCCCUUCUUCACAGUUUUAAAUACCCUUCUCUCAGUGUCCAUCCUUUCUGUUUACACCCUGUCAACUGGUUUCUUGCUCCACCUCUUGACCUACGGUUAACUUUAUUUACUCCUAUGUACAGAAGUUCUUUGAUUAAAGUUCUUGGUGUGUGUUAGGGCUGAGCCACAUCAAACAAGAAACAGGUUUUCACAGUUCACACUCUUGGGGUUCACAGUGGGAUCAAAUAUCCUGCAACAACCGUGGGAGUUCACCUUCUGUCUUCUGGGUGGGACCCAGCCGCCUCCUUUCUGUGUGCUGUGUCUGUAAAGUGGCUCAGGUCAGGAAUUAAUAUGAGGCUCUGGAGUAACGUGAUGGUUUGUGCUGGUGAGGGAUCUUGAGGGGCCACCUCCUUAGCCUGCACGUCCAGCAGCGCUCUGCAGUCUGUAGUCUGUGGUCUAGGUAAUUUCUCAGGACCCCUCACCUUGCUAAGGUGCCUUAUCUUACUGGAACCUUCAGUGUCGCAGACCUCUGCAGGUACAUUGCUGUGUAAGUGCUUGGACAAUAUCCUUGUUCACAAGCCAGCUCUGAAGCAUCCCAUUUGCCUGUGGUGUGGUUGCUUCCAAAGGGCUUUGGAUGUUGUUUGGCACACUCAGGGGUGUCCCUGUGUGCAUAGGAAGGGCGUACUGCUAGCAUCCUUGCCACAGUAUGUGCAGGCAGGGUAUAGCCCAGGUCCCUCAUUGUUACUUUUGAAUCCUCUAGGUCCUUAGUCUCACACCACAGACCUCAGGCCCUUGAUGUUUUAGGCAGUCAAGGUAGGAACUGUUGAGGAAAGCAGCUUUCUGACUUGCUCCUCAUGGUUUGCUUAGCUUGCUCGCUUAUACCAGACAGGUCCACCUGCCUGGAGGGGCACUAUCCACAGUGUGUUAGGCCCUCCCACAUAAAUCAUGGAUCAAGAAAAGCUCCCCAGGUGUGCCCACUGGACCCCCGCUGUAGACGGUGACUCACCAGGAGUUGGGACUGUUGGGAGGUCUGAGUGUGGCAUGGCAGUCCUUCAGGGGAUCGGGGCACAGCUUCCUCAAAGCUGGCAUCAGUUAUGGGUACAUCCCCUGGAAUGUCUCCCCCACCUCAGCUCUCUGCCUAGACUUACCAUGCUGAGUGAUACCUGCUUGCUCUGCCCUGCUGUGAUGGGUUCCGCUCCAGGUUAGCAUCCUUCCUGAAGCCUCCAGCCAGAGAAUCUAGUUGGUCUCGUAUAGGAGAGGGAUGAUGUAGGAUCUUAGUGACCACAAAUCCUUCCUCACUGAGGCUAGAGCUGGGUCAUGGACACUUCCUCAGCAACUUUGUGUCAUCAGGCCCCAUUUAUUUGUCCUUUAUGACC